Messenger RNA from Platichthys flesus (European flounder), 1179 nucleotides. RefSeq names its product regulatory factor X-associated ankyrin-containing protein (gene rfxank). Bases 283 to 954 code for a protein of 223 amino acids. Gene Ontology annotation, molecular function: protein binding. The record is from RefSeq and is a predicted model, not a curated record. The transcript has 9 exons. Gene Ontology annotation, cellular component: nucleus. Lineage: Eukaryota; Metazoa; Chordata; Actinopteri; Pleuronectiformes; Pleuronectidae. Gene Ontology annotation, biological process: regulation of transcription by RNA polymerase II.
GUCACACUCCAAUAUUUCCGGACAGAAAUAUCGAGUGGGAAACAAACCCGAUGUUCCUCCACAGAAACACGGGGGCACACGGGACCGAUGCAAACGGGGGUUGCGUCUCUUUGUUGACUCAUCGAUCGAGUUUAAUAGCGAAUCAACUGAGUGAUAAGUAGUAAACGGUGGAAACACUCCGAUGAGCAGCGGGAACCACGCGCGCGAUCUGAAAUGAUUUACUUUCAGUUUUUCUCAAGAGGAAGUUAGCGCAAUUGAGACCGUGAUGCUGGAGGUGUGAUCAUGGAGGCCAGAGGUGAAGAUGAGGCUGCAGAUGUUAACUGCGAGUCCAGAGAUGACAGGUCCUAUGAGAUCAUGGAUGUGGACGAAGACGAUUUGUUCAGACACUCCACCACUUUGACCAACAAGCAGCGUGGGAACGAGGUCACCGUGCGUCCAGCGACAUUAGACUCUCUGUCCAUACACCAGCUGGCAGCUCAGGGCGAGGUUUCACAAGUGGCUGCACACCUGAGUAAAGACAUGUCACUGCUCAGCCAGCAGGACGAACGGGGCUUCACUCCUCUCAUGUGGGCAGCAGCGUUUGGAGAGAAAGCAGUGGUGGAUUUUCUCCUGGAAAAGGGUGCAGACCCCAAGACAAUAGCAAGGGAGCGAGAGAGUGCCCUGACACUGGCCAGCUCCGGAGGUUACGUGGACAUCGUCGAGUCUCUUCUCAGACAUGGAGUCGACAUCAACACCUACGACUGGAAUGGUGGAACUCCUCUUCUCUAUGCUGUACGAGGGAACCACAUCAAAUGUGUGGAGGUGCUCUUAGCGAAGGGAGCAGACAUGACCAUUGAGUCCGACUCUGGGUACAGCCCAACGGCCUUGGCUGUUGCGCUCGGACACAAAAAGAUUCAGAAAGUGUUGGAGGACCAUAUUCUGAAACUCUACAAGCCAACACCAACAGCAACAUGACAGGUGUUUAAAUAAAUGACACAGUUGAUCUCAGAUGACUUAGACCUCUGUUACAACUUAUUGCAAUAGACUAUUACAUAUGCAGAUUCAUUUACACUUAGUAAGCUGCAUUUUAAAUCAUAAACCAUUUAUUCCAUGUAUGUGCAUUACCCUGUAUGCAGUGGGGGAAGGACAGCAAGAAAUGACUGUAAACAAGUUUUAAUAAAAAUGUAUUUUUAUACCGUU